UAGCGGCGCCGGAAGGCAGGACUUCCCGUGGAGCAGAGAGAGAGAAGGCGCUAAAACAAGAAGCAGCAUGGCAUCCGACAGCAACAUGGCUAACGUUAAUGGGAAGGAGGCUGCUUCCCUCAACGGAGAGCCGGUGGUGAAGCGGCUGAGGGAGAACGUCCAGCAGAACGUGUCGCUCCGGACCCCAAAGGAGCCCCAGAACAAAGUGACCGUGGUGCUCGGAGCUCAGUGGGGCGACGAGGGCAAAGGAAAAGUUGUGGACUUGCUCGCAAUGGAUGCGGAUAUUGUUUGCAGGUGCCAGGGAGGAAACAAUGCAGGGCACACUGUGGUGGUGGAUGCAGUGGAGUAUGACUUCCACCUGCUGCCCAGUGGUGUGCUUAACAAGAAGGCCACCUCAUUUAUUGGUAAUGGAGUGGUGAUCCACCUGCCUGGUCUGUUUGAGGAGGCUGAAAUGAAUCUGCGGAAGGGCAAAGGUCUACAGGGAUGGGAGGAGAGAUUAAAGAUUUCUGAUCGGGCCCACAUUGUGUUCAACUUCCAUCAAGCUGUUGAUGGGAUCCAGGAGCAGCAACGGCAGCAGCAAGAAGGGAAAAAUUUGGGGACCACUAAGAAAGGCAUCGGACCGGCGUACUCUUCCAAAGCAGCUCGGAACGGUCUCCGGGUCUGUGACUUGGUCUCAGAUUUCGGCGUUUUUGAAGAGAAGUUCCGAAUGUUGGCUGAUCACUUCCUAACCAUGUAUCCAAACCUCAACGUCGACAUUAAUGAAGAGCUGAAGCAGCUGAAGGAAUACGCAGAGAAACUGCGGCCUCUGGUGACUGAUGGUGUGUACUUCAUGCACAAAGCCCUCACUGGUCCUAGUAAGAAGAUCCUAGUGGAGGGAGCCAAUGCCGCCCUGCUGGAUAUUGACUUUGGGACGUAUCCUUUUGUGACGUCGUCCAACUGCACCGUGGGAGGUGUGUGCACCGGACUCGGCGUGCCACCGUCGUACGUUGGCCGGGUCUACGGCGUCGUUAAAGCCUACACCACCCGUGUGGGUGUCGGCGCUUUCCCGACAGAGCAAGAUAACGAGGUCGGAGACCGUUUGCAGGAAAGAGGCAGAGAGUUCGGCGUGACUACAGGCCGGAGGCGGCGCUGUGGUUGGCUGGACCUGAUUUUGGUCAGAUACGCCCACAUGGUCAACGGCUUCUCAGCGAUCGCUUUGACCAAGCUGGAUAUCUUGGACACACUGCCAGAGAUUAAAGUGGGUGUGGCCUAUAAGAUUGAUGGAGAGCCCCUGCCCAGCUUCCCAGCUAACAUGGACAUCCUGACGCGGGUGUCUGUGGACUACGAAACGCUGCCCGGCUGGUGCUGCAGCACGGAGACAGCCAGGAGCUUCGAGGAGUUGCCUCCACAGGCACAGAAUUACAUUCGCUUUAUCGAGAACUUCCUCCAAGUGCCAGUGAAGUGGGUCGGAGUGGGAAAGUCCAGAGAAAGCAUGAUCAAGCUGUUCUGAUCCCUGCUUCCCAUCAGCAGACGACAUUUCACACAAAGGGAGGAGAUGGAGACGCACCAGCAAGACCACCUACCAAAGCUUUUAGCCGCUGCUCGUGUGCCACAGUAACAAGAAGUCUUGAUCUGAUUUAUGCAUUCUACACUUUGACCUCUAUAUGACCUUAGGGUGUUAACUUUUAAAGCGGAAUCAUAAUGGACCCGUUCCAGUAGUAGUCCGAUAAAGCACAUUUUUCUUUUAGCUGUUGAAAGUUAUUGAUAUAGUCAACAUUUCUUCACCUCACAGAUCUAUUUUUACAUUUUAAGAGGCACUGAUGAACAGAUGUAGAAGCCUCCGGAUGAGAAGGACUUCCAAAUAAAAGAUUAUAUUUGUUACAUGAUAGAAAAAUUAUGAUUACCCCUGGUAUAGUCUUUUUUUUUCUGUUUAACUGAUUUUAAGGCAUUAUUGCAUCUCAAUUGUUAAGUUUGUAGAUAAUUUGUGUGACGUGUGACUGAACAAAGCUUUGAAUAAGAAUCCAGAGCAAAAAAAGUGGUCGUCACAUCCUUGCAGAGACGAGCUUUGGAAGUCGGGAAAUGUUCAGAUCGUGGAUUGAAAUGUACAAACUUGUUCCAGAGCUUGUUUUGAAAAUUAAAGAAACCCAUCAUGCGUAUUUGU
Molecule: messenger RNA, 2140 nt
Organism: Cyprinodon tularosa
Lineage: Eukaryota; Metazoa; Chordata; Actinopteri; Cyprinodontiformes; Cyprinodontidae
Gene: adss2l
Product: adenylosuccinate synthase, like
Exons: 13
Coding region: 68-1489 (473 amino acids)
Biological process (GO): 'de novo' AMP biosynthetic process; IMP metabolic process
Cellular component (GO): cytoplasm
Molecular function (GO): adenylosuccinate synthase activity; GTP binding
Source: RefSeq, a predicted model, not a curated record